AUGGAUUUAUUCUAUAAAAUCAAAGAAAUUACUGAGGAACAAUCCCCUCCAGAUAUUGCUCAUAUCAAAAUUCGAGAAUUUGAUUUAGGAGUCGCUUCUUGCUUUAGAUUAGGUCUACAGGGCGAAUUAGAGAGUAGGGUAAAAUUGGGAAAUCCAUCCUCUCUUCAAGACGCGAUAAAUAUAGCAAUAGAAGCGGAACGCAAUUUAAAUCACCGAAAUAAACUUUUCGGGAUUUCUGGAAAUAAUAAGAGCGCAGCGAAUUCUAACACACGUGUUUCCGCUCGUGAAUCUAGAUAUGAUAAAUUUCAUAAUGAAAAAAAUAAAGCGGUAAAUCAUAUUCAGGAAGAAAAGAGACCACGCAGUUCUCAAAGGCAGAAAAGCGAUUAUGAUUCGCGUGCCUCGAGUAUCGAUUGUUAUACAUGCGGGGAGCGUGGUCAUUAUUCUCGAAACUGUCCUCGGAGAACUGGGCCCAAACGAAAGAGAAGUAGGAGUCGAAGUAGAGGAAGGGGUGAACCAUCAUAUAAAGAAAUUAAAUGUGGAUAUUGCCAAUAUAGGGGACACGAAAGUCGUAACUGUUUUAGGCGCAGGGCAGAGGAAACGGAAAAGAAAUUAGAACGCUUAGAAGGGGAGAUAAAAUCGGAAAAACCUAACAUGCCUUUAAACUCCCAACAGGCUCGCCGCCAGGGUGCCACGACGAGCUGGAACAAUUCGACAGCGCGCCAACCCUAA
Molecule: messenger RNA, 729 nt
Organism: Belonocnema kinseyi
Lineage: Eukaryota; Metazoa; Arthropoda; Insecta; Hymenoptera; Cynipidae
Exons: 1
Coding region: 1-729 (242 amino acids)
Molecular function (GO): zinc ion binding; nucleic acid binding
Source: RefSeq, a predicted model, not a curated record